CCAUUAUGUGAUCUACGUUUGUAGCUGAAUCCGCAGCACUGUGUGCCGACGCUCGUGGACAGUGGAUUUGCUCUAUGGGAGUCUCGGGCGAUCAUGUGCUAUCUGGUGGAGCAGUACGGGAAACCGUGCAACAACGACUCUCUGUAUCCGACCGAUCCACAAAAACGAGCCAUCGUCAACCAGCGCUUGUAUUUCGACAUGGGAACGCUGUAUCAGCGCUUCGGCGACUACUAUUAUCCACAAAUCUUCGAGGGAGCACCAGCUAAUGAGGCAAACUUUGCAAAAAUUGGGGAAGCUUUAGCGUUUCUCGAUACUUUUCUCGAGGGUGAACGGUUUGUGGCGGGAGGAAAUGGUUAUUCGUUAGCUGAUAUUAGCCUGUACGCAACACUUACUACGUUCGAGGUGGCAGGGUAUGACUUCAGUGCGUAUGUAAAUGUUUUGCGAUGGUAUAAGAGCAUGCCCGAAUUGAUUCCCGCUGCGGAAACAAAUCGAAACUGGGCGGAAGCAGCUAGGCCAUUUUUCGAUAAAGUGAAACAUUGAACGGUUGUGCUCGUAAAAAAUUGCACACUAGACAAUAAAGAACACGUGUGCACACAUUAAUAUAAACACCUGUUGGGUGCAUUCCUUAUAUAGUUGUAAAUUUCU
Messenger RNA from Anopheles merus, 645 nucleotides. Its product is annotated as glutathione S-transferase 1. The coding region runs from base 94 to 540 and encodes 148 amino acids. Gene Ontology annotation, molecular function: glutathione transferase activity. NCBI's taxonomy places the organism in Eukaryota, Metazoa, Arthropoda, Insecta, Diptera, Culicidae. Gene Ontology annotation, biological process: glutathione metabolic process. The transcript has a single exon. The record is from RefSeq and is a predicted model, not a curated record.